AUGGCCGGAUGGCUAGGGGCUUUGCUGCAGCACGCCGCAAGGCGCAGCAGUGAGGUGGAUUGGUGCGCCGCAAGCGGUGGUAUCCACUGUACCUCCGAGCUUGGCUGGCGUUUCUUCACUGCUUGCGGCUUGGAGCGGAAUGUGCACUGGUGGCGCUAUGACUUUGAAGCCUUAGCACUGCCCAGUCUGACCGCCCUUGGAGCCAACGCCCGUCACAUCCUGGUGCUGGGCGGAGUCUCCGGUGGUGGAGUGAUCAACUCGUUCCUUCAGAGCAGCGAUGUGGAAGAAGUGCUGUGGGUUAGUGAGAUGAAAAGUGUCAUCAAAGCUGCUGCGCGCUGCGUGCCGUCGCUCAGCUGGUUGGCUCGUCCUGAGCCCAGGCUUCGAGUGGUGCACCUUGACACCCAGGAGUUCUUGCGCUCGGCAGCUGUCAAUGCUGGAUACUUUGACAUCGUGGUUCAGGACACCCUGUCCCUCUACAGAGACGAGAAGCGCGAGCGCUCCCAUUGGAGCGAUGUCACUGAGGACUACUUCGCAGCAUGGCGCCUGGAGGCGCCAUUUGAUCCUGAACAUUCCUGA
Cladocopium goreaui is the source of this 576-nucleotide messenger RNA. Lineage: Eukaryota; Dinophyceae; Suessiales; Symbiodiniaceae. The record is from the annotation of a GenBank genome assembly.